Molecule: messenger RNA, 726 nt
Organism: Corticium candelabrum
Lineage: Eukaryota; Metazoa; Porifera; Homoscleromorpha; Homosclerophorida; Plakinidae
Exons: 6
Coding region: 292-699 (135 amino acids)
Molecular function (GO): DNA binding
Source: RefSeq, a predicted model, not a curated record
AGGCCAGACAUUUUUAGUUUGGAAGAUCCAGAAUUUGAGUUGGAGUUCACUGGCAAGCAAGGAUGGCGCUCAGAUUACGAAAAGUGGUCAGCUGAAACGUGUGAUGCCACAUCUCCAGCCAGCAAUGAUACUUGUAAAGAGAUACGCCAGGAAGAGUCGUUGUUUGUGCAUUCUGACUCUGCUGACUCACCAACAAUAAAGAGCCUGGCGGCAGAAAUAGAUUACGUGAAAAAUGUUGUUAUAAGAAUUGAAGAGAAAUUUGACAAAUUGGCUUCGUCUAAUUCGUUUUCAAUGGCAUCGCGUCAGGUUUCACACAGUGGAACCAAAAAAGAAACAGAAGAGUCUCCUGUGAAGUACAAAGACAUUGUGUUAACAGAUAUCCCGUGCUCCCCAUCUUCUCCACAGAAGUAUGCGAGGAAGCUAUUAGAUGAAGUGUACACGAAGGAAGAGAUGGCGUCAGGUCUAUUUAAUAAAAUAGGCUUCAGUACAAAAGAAGUUCUUUCUCCGACAAGAAAGACCCUUAUCUGGAAAUGCCUUGAGAAGAAAUACAAGGAGGCAUUCUUGAAAACAGCCACACCUGCGAUCAACGAGAGUCUGAACCAAAAAUGCAGGGACGCGAAGAAGCAUAUCAAGAGAAAAAUCAUACCACAAGUGCAGUCUAAACGUGACAACUACUGCAGUUCUAGUGACAGCAGCUGAGCUAUAUAUAGUUAAAUGCAGCUGUUU